Messenger RNA from Physella acuta, 807 nucleotides. Its product is annotated as putative serine/threonine-protein kinase clkA. NCBI's taxonomy places the organism in Eukaryota, Metazoa, Mollusca, Gastropoda, Physidae. The record is from RefSeq and is a predicted model, not a curated record.
AACUACAACGCCGGUAAUAGCAACUACAACGGCGGUAGCAACAACUACAAUGCUGGUAGUAGCAGCUACAAUGCUGGUAGCAACGGUUACAACAGUGCUAACAACAACUACAACACCGGUAGCAACAACUACAAUGCUGGUAGUAGCAACUACAAUGCUGGUAGUAGCAGCUACAAUGCUGGUAGCAACGGUUACAACAGUGCUAACAACAACUACAACAACGGCGGUAGCAACAACUACAAUGCUGGUAGCAGCUAUAAUGCUGGUAGCAAUGGUUAUAGCACUGCUAGCAACAACUACAACGGCGGUAGCAAUGGUUACAACAGCGGUAGCAACAGCUACAACAACAACGGCUACGGUAACAACGGCUACGCCUACGGCUACAACAACGGACCAGUUGGAAACAACGACCAAUACAUGGAUGGUAUUUACUUCAACGGAGGCAACAUCUACGGCUCCAAUUAUGGCUCCAAAUAUAGUGGUCCAUCAAACUACGGCUCCAAUUACGGCUCUGCCUACAGUGGCCCAUCCAACUACGGCUCCAAUAGCUACAGCUCAAGUUCAUCCAACUACGGUUCAAACAGCGGGCCAUCCAACUACGGCUCCAACUACGGCUCCAACUACAACACUAGUCCAUCAAAUUACGGCUCCGGAUCCUACGGAAAGUCAUCUUCUGGCACUUCCUACUGAACAAACACCAGUGGUGUGUGACGCUAAUGUUGCGGUAUUCAAGACCAUGCACAGAGCGACAUCAAACCUUUCCUUGUUUUUAUUUCUUUUGACGUUGUUUAAGCAGAGUCGAUUCUG